Messenger RNA from Haliotis rufescens (red abalone), 602 nucleotides. RefSeq lists its product as uncharacterized. The record is from RefSeq and is a predicted model, not a curated record. Bases 105 to 602 code for a protein of 165 amino acids. NCBI's taxonomy places the organism in Eukaryota, Metazoa, Mollusca, Gastropoda, Lepetellida, Haliotidae. The transcript is spliced from 4 exons.
CUUUCAACACUGAAGCUGAAAAAGUACGAUCUCUCAGAACCCAUCUUCAAGAUACAGAUUUUGAUACAGGGGAUAAGGAACUGACUGAAGAUUUCCUGAUCCAAAUGUUAUGUGAAAAGAAGGUUCUGGAUGUACGGCACUGGUGUACAAAGAUGGAAGUAGACGCCAAAGGGACCAAAUUAGAGAUGAUCAACAGCUUGAAGGAAAAGUUGAAAAGCAAAUCAACCUUCAACAAGUUAUUUUCAAGCAUAUGGGGCCAUUCUGGUGGAUGGGUAUCAGCGUCCUGCCCCCAUAGAAUAGUGUACGCGUUCAAAGCUAUUCUGAGGCCUGAAAGUGUCAGAGACCAUGUCGACAUAAUUCUAUCUAUGUCAAGACAACCGCCAGUCAUCAUUAGUGACGUAGCCCCAAUGAUGUCACGCCAUGGUAACAAGCGGCGGAAGAACAUGUUCUCGCCCAACGAAGGACGCUUGGGUGAAGCGACUGCAGACAACAUAAAAAAAGCUAAGGAGGGGGUAUUUUCAAAGAGUAUACCUUGCAUGAAGGAAUGGGUGACAGUAGCACCAGUCUCCGACAAUGAAUUGCCAACCUCAAAUGAAACAUGA